Musca vetustissima is the source of this 726-nucleotide messenger RNA. Its product is annotated as activity-regulated cytoskeleton associated protein 1-like. The transcript has a single exon. The record is from RefSeq and is a predicted model, not a curated record. Bases 1 to 726 code for a protein of 241 amino acids. Lineage: Eukaryota; Metazoa; Arthropoda; Insecta; Diptera; Muscidae.
AUGUCGCACACAAUACAAAUGACCAGCGAGCAAUUGGAGCAUCUAAUAAAAUCCCUACGUACCUCGACAGCUACUGAAAUCUCCCAUGCAGUGGCGGAACUUGCCAGCAAACCCAACAAAACGAGUAGCCACGGUUCAAUUGCCGAUUGUCCCUAUCGUUAUGGUGGAGAACGAGAUCGUGAAAUUGUCGAGGAAUUUAUUCUAUCCACACAAACCUAUAAAGAUCUGCAGGGUAUUAGCGAUGAAGACGGUUUGAAAUCUUUACCCUUACUAUUCUAUGAAUAUGCCAAUACAUGGUGGCAGGGAGUACGUCAUCUAGUCCACACAUGGCCUGCAGCUUUGGAAUUAUUACGUCAACAUUUUGCACCACCCCGCCCGGCCUAUCAAAUUUAUUUGGAAUUGAUGGAAGAGAAACAAGGCGAUGAUGUUCUAAUUGAUAGAUUUUUGGUUAAGAAACGUGCCAUAUUAGCUCAAUUGCCCGCGGGUAGGAGACAUGAUGAAAUAACCGAAUUGGAUAUGGUGUAUGGUCUGCUACAUUUAAAAUAUCGUAAAUGGAUUGAUCGUAAUGAUUUUACGACAUUCGAUGAACUGAUGGAAAAGGGCCGUAUUGUGGAGUAUAAUUUGCAGGAAGACGAAAAAGAGAUGAAGAAACUUUGUCGUUAUUGUAAGAGGCAUGGUCAUACUAUGGAUAAUUGUGCGAAAUUGGAGAAAAUGGAAUGUGAGUAA